AUGAGUCAACAGCAGCCGCUGAAGAUACUGACCUUAGACGGCGGGGGCCUCCAAGCACUGGCGACAUUGAGCAGUCUGAACGCAGUCUGUAGGGCUAUUGCCAAUCAAAAUGGAGCUGAUCGGCCUCCUGCACCGCACGAGUUGUUCGACAUCAUUGCCGGUGUUGGCACGGGGGGCUGGAUUGCGCUGUUGCUUGGACGAUACUGUCUCGAUAUCACCACUUGCACGGCAUUUUAUAUGGAGAUCGCGACGAAAACCGACAUCAAUAUGAGUCAGUCGUCCUCGAGGAGGAAUCGCCCAUUCAAGUUGGAUCAGGACCGGCUCAUGACUGUCGUUGAAGAAACGCUCCAGCGAUAUGGCCUUGAUCCGUCUCUCAUGGCACGAAAGGGAGGCACUUCAGGCCUGGGAAGACGUCCCAAAGGCAGCAGAUGCAAAUACGCAUUUGCUGCUGGCGUAGUUCCACGGGGAGAAAAACAGGCUCCAACAUAUGCGUUGUUCAGGUCUUAUGAUGUCGAAGGGAACCCAAAAGACAGGUUGAUGGGGAGUCCGAACCCAGAAAGCUGUCAGGUUCCAGAAGUCUUUUGUGCUACUGGCGCCGCCAAAUUCUUCUUGAAGCCGUACAAAAUCGGAGACACUGUCUUCUUCGACGAGAUAUUCCCGCAGUCGCACCCGAUUUCCUCAUUGGCACUCGAUGAAGCACUCCGCAUCUACGGAACAGAUGUCGAAAUCUCAGUCCUGCUGAACAUUGGACCAGGCAUCCCCGUAGACAAGGACUGUGAGGAGCUCGAUCUCAUGUCUCUCGGACCUAUCAGUCGCCUGACCCGGAAGUUUAGUUGGCCUUUGGGCAGACGUCUCUCGCUGAAACAAAAAUUGCCAUUCGCCGAGAAGAGCCUCGAAGCGGCGCAAGAGGACCUCAAGCUCACUACUAGCCCAAGUGAAACCGCACUUAGGCUGGAAAGUCAGAGGCGAGAAGAUAUUCGGGCCAGACUGGGACGGAUGUACGGGACGCCGGGAGCUGACAAGUAUCAUCAUCUUGGACCUGCAUAUUCCGUGGAACGAGCUUCCCUGAAUGAUGUCCACGCCAUACGUCGGCCACAAUCUGGAUCUGGCGGCCUCAAAGAGCAGCGCAAAAUCGAGGCGGAAAAUGUCGUGAGGCAAGUCUGGGUGGGUGCUGCUGCAUAA
Messenger RNA from Fonsecaea multimorphosa CBS 102226, 1182 nucleotides. RefSeq lists its product as uncharacterized. NCBI's taxonomy places the organism in Eukaryota, Fungi, Ascomycota, Eurotiomycetes, Chaetothyriales, Herpotrichiellaceae. The record is from RefSeq and is a predicted model, not a curated record. Gene Ontology annotation, biological process: arachidonate metabolic process. The transcript is spliced from 4 exons. Bases 1 to 1182 code for a protein of 393 amino acids. Gene Ontology annotation, cellular component: membrane.